UGUUUUCUUUCUGCAGUGUCUGUUUCCAGCUUUCUGUCAUUCUGUGUCUUUGUGCGUAAAAGUAGAACCGCCUGAUUCACCAUGAUGACCAAGGUCCGGACUUUCUGCUGCGCCAGGAUUUGAUUCACAACUCUGGACAAGGAUUUACUGACUUAAAUGGCUUAAUACAAAGUCCGAAGGGAACCCUGAAUUUCCACCUGGAUUAAUGUUUCGACCAUGAGGAUACCUGCGUUUGGAAAUUAUUCCGUGAGCGCUGCAGCUGCACUGGGAUACACUGGUUAGAAAGUACUGUGAAGUAGCAAAUACUUCGCCAAACCGCAUCAGUGUCCAACUUUAAGAAUCAAGGAGCUAUGCAAGCAGCCUGUGUCUGGAUUGCCAGAGCUUCUGUCCUCCUGAUGUCUCUUUGGCCAGACCUCCUGGACUCCCAACACACCACAGACCACAGGAAGGUUACUGAGAGGGCAGAGCCCCAACAAGAGUUCAGGGCAGAGCAUGGAGAAAUUCAGGGCUCCUGGGGUGCCUGGGGGCCCUGGUCAGCAUGCUCCCAAACCUGUGGAAGAGGAGUACAAGAGCAGAGCAGGCCCUGCCUCCCUGUUUACACUCCAUCCCAGCACCCUUCCAGAAGAACUGGUGUCCAGCCCCAGCAACCAGCAACUCACAUCAUCUCAGCGCUGCGGCCAACAGUUCCUCUGCACCGCAGCGCAGUCAGGUCCUCCAACAGCAGCAGUCGUGGAAAUCAGAGGGGGGAGAAGGAGACCCGGCCUGGUGGACGGAGGAGGGUCACCCACAUCAUCCCAGGGAGGUAUGGCUACGGGAGAGCUCCUUAUGUUGCUCCAUUGCAGACGGGCGCAGGCCACAGCUCUGGGACAGCUCGACCCCACAGACAGAGACGCUCUCCUGCAGCUGAUGCCCACCAACCCGCCAUUAGAGGCCACGGUGGCCACAGGUCACACAACCUGGACCCCUCCAACCAUCUCCAUCACUACAGCAGACCCUACACGCAGCCCAGGGCACAGCAGCCCAAAAAUAACCAAGUCUGGGCCCCCCUCUACAGGCCGGGUUCAGUCAACCAGGAUCCGGUCCAGCAGGAGCCACAAUCAAGCAGCCAGACGUCUGAACCCCAGCAGCACCAAGAGAGACCCUACAACCCCCUUCCUAGUUCCUUCUGCACAGGAGAGCAAGCUCACUACAGGAUCUGCAAUAGUAAUACCUGUCCUCCAUCCAGCAGACACAUCAGGGCUGUUCAGUGUUCGUCAUACAACAACAAACCUUUCAUGGGCAGACUGUACGAGUGGGAACCUUUCAAUGAGGUUCCUGGGGAUCAACACUGUGAACUCAACUGCCGGGCCAUAGGCUUCAGGUUCUACGUGCGACAGUCAGAGAGGGUGAUUGAUGGGACACCAUGUGGGCUGAAUGAAACGUCUCUCUGCGUUGCAGGAAAGUGUUCGAGUCUCGGCUGCGAUGACUAUCUCGGAUCAGGAAAGGUGAUGGACAAGUGCGGUGUGUGUGGAGGCGACAACACAACUUGCAAGCUGGUCUCUGGAGUGUUUAAACACAGUUUAACCAAGAUCGGCUACCACAAGAUAGUGGAGAUCCCAGAGGGAGCCACUAAGAUCAACAUCACAGAAAUGGUGAAGAGCAGAAACUACCUAGCUCUCCGAAGCCGAUCGGGGCGAUCCAUCAUCAAUGGAAACUGGGCUAUUGACCGACCAGGGAAGUACGAGGGUGGGGGGACCAUGUUCACCUACCGCCGACCCAACGAAAUCAGAAGCACAGCUGGGGAGUCCUUCCUCGCUGAAGGGCCCACCAAUGAGAUCCUGGACGUUUAUAUGAUCUUCCAGCAGCCGAACCCGGGUAUUCACUACGAGUACAUUCUCCCCUCUGAGAAACCAGUCGGCCCUCAGCAACCAAACCACAGACCAGACGGGAACACUGUGAAUGGACAGGGUGGAUACGACCAUCACAGCAACACUCACCAAGAAAACGUCAAUCCAGUAGGUGGGGGCUGGGACCCGCCUCGCCUCCCUGACAACCAGGUUCCAGCCGUACAGCCACCCAGACGUGAGAGAGAGUACAACUGGAAACUGGCUGGUGCUACAGAGUGUAGUGCCUCCUGUGGCAAAGGUUUCAAAUACUCCAUCUUUCACUGUGUCUCCCGGCUGAACCAUGGCCAGGUAUCAGAGGCUUUGUGUGACAGCAGCAGCAGACCAACUCCACAGGAAGAGGCCUGCAACCUGCAGCCCUGCCCAGCUUUCUGGGAUAUUGGAGAGUGGUCAGAAUGCAGUAAAACCUGUGGCCUGGGCAUGCAGCACAGGCAGAUCCUGUGUCGCCAGAUUUACGCCAACCGCACCCUCAACGUCCACACGAGCCGCUGUCGACACCUUGAGCGGCCUGAAAUCGCUACUACCUGCCAGAUGAAGAUCUGCAGCGAGUGGGAGAUACGCUCUGAGUGGACCCCUUGUUCGGUGCCGUGUGGGCUGGGUCAGAGGUCACGAGAGAUCCGCUGUGUCAGCAACGUGGGCGACUUUGUUCCUGAUGAGGAGUGCAACAUGAAUCUGCGGCCCGUCAAUGUAGAGAACUGUGACAUGGGAUCCUGUGCCAAGAGCUGGUUUCACACCGAGUGGGGCAAUCGGUGCUCAGCUGAAUGUGGGAUGGGUGUACGAACUCGAGGAGUCCUCUGCCUGACCAAUCACAUCAGCAGCCUUCCUCUGGAGGGGUGUGGCAGUGAGCGGCCCCCCGACUCUCAGGUCUGCAACAACGGCCUCUGCGAGAAUCGCAUCGAGUGGUUCACAGGCCCCUGGAGCCAGUGCUCUGCAGAGUGUGGCCCAGGCAGCCAGCAGAGGUCAGUUGUGUGUCUGGUGAAGUCAGAGGAAGGUUUCAACGUCAUGCCACCGUAUGAGUGCUCCUCCCUGGAUCGGCCCCUCAGCCAGCAGAGCUGCAACCUCAAGGCCUGCGGAGCAAAGUGGUACUUCACUGACUGGAGUGCUUGCUCAAAAACAUGUGAGGGAGGUUUCCGUGUGCGGGAGGUGCGCUGUCUGUCUGACGACAUGCUGCCCAGCGAGGGCUGCGACGAGCAGCUGAAACCAGCACAGAAGGAGGACUGCAACCCAGAGCCCUGCAUACCUACCAUAGAUGAGAAUUGCAGAGACAAAUACUUUAACUGCAACGUGGUGGUCCAGGCUCGCCUUUGCGUGUACGAUUACUACAAGACGUCGUGCUGUGCUUCGUGUUCACGAGUGGCCAACAGACAGCCGAUUCAUCGGGGUCGCAGCUAGCACUCUCUACCCUCAGCUCCAUGUUGGGCCAGACUCAAUACCCGCUGCAGGCACUCUGUUCCUGGACCAGCCAGGGGAGUGGACCAGCUAGACCUUGGCUUAAAUGGACGCUUGUUUUGACUGCCAAGGACUGAAGAAGGAACAUUUCUGUUCAUUUGGAGUCAGCUGUGGGGGAGAAAGGAAUACCUAAGAAUAGUGGAGGACAGGAAUCCACUCACUGGAUGAACAGAGCCCUGAAGGGGCGACAGAGAUCAGUAGCAAACUGAGGAACCUGCAAAACACUUCAUGGGUUUCAACCUCUACGUUUAAUAUAAAGAAUCCAUCUGUUUCUGUUUCAAGGUGAGCAGCUGUCUUUUACCAAUAAUGGCUGUCGUGGAUUACAUGAUAUGAAGCGGAGAACUCCUGUGAACUGUUUAAGUUGGACUAUAUAUAGAAAAUAUAUGUUCUAAUAUGGUUCUUUUCACUUCAAUGCUCAGAUUUAUGGCAUGAUGUCAUGUGAAGUCGAUGCACCUAUAAUCAACUAUUUAACACCCACUUUGUUGACCAAAGAUAUGUAAUUUCAUCAAACCCCCACUGGUGCUGAUGGUGUAUCCUGUAUGCAACUGAUUGCCUAAGUAAUGGCAAAACCACCUUUUCUUCCUGUCUACACAGCCAUGAGGUGAAAUGCAGCCUAUGUAAAAUGUAUGUAUAUAUGUAUAUGUAUGACAGAGUGAAUGAUAAAGGUCUUUUUUAAGGGUUCUCAGACAGUCUUCCCAGCAACUGAAGAGAAAAAGGCCCUCUUUAUUUAUUUGAGUGGCUCCCCAGGGAGGUUACUGGUUUAUCAGCCACCGGUGGCCCCUUUUUGGCUGUGGGGAUAAAACCUUCACUGCCUCUUCACCAAUCACAGCCUCUGAACUGAGUGUAGGCAUUCCACAGCCUGCUGGAUGGUAGAAACAGAUGGUAGAAAAACCCUAACCAUUUUGGAGAGGCCAAACAAACUGCAAAGAUACAUUUUUUUUUUACUGUGGGAGAUGAUCAUUCCACAAUUAUACAAUUCCAGAUAAAUCACCAGUAAUAAAUACAUUAAAUUAGCCAAGAAAUAACAUUAAUAUUUGAUUGUUACGAAGAUCUGUUACAGCAAAUAUGAGGUUUACAUUGAUAGUAAAUCUGUUUAUGAACCAGCCUUUCUUGCCAUAUCACUUUUUUUUUCAUACUCAACCUGCACACAGUACCUCUCAACUGUUUAUGUAUUUAAUGCAAUAAUUUCCCUCCACAAACUAUAAACUUACCUCUGAUCCAUAAGUACUGUACAUGUGUCAGUGUUCAAGUUCAGGAUGACUUAAGUAUGCAAUUAAUUCAAACUCUAAGGGGGAAUAAACAAAUAAAAACAUCCUAAAUGUGCUGCCAUGAUUCUCGAUUUUCCUAAAAGCAAUCAAGAAGAGUGGAACUAAAAUACCACAAUUCCUCAGUAUUUAACAUGACUGCAACUAAUAAAACAUCUGUAUUUGCCUUAUUUUAAAAUUCUAUUGUUCAACAGUUGAUUUUCAUGAGGGGUGUUUUCAGAAAUAAACAAAAUUACUAAUUAUUUGUACAUGUUACAACAUACUUUCCUUGUGUCAUUCCUUGAUUGAAGUUGA
Molecule: messenger RNA, 4891 nt
Organism: Centropristis striata (black sea bass)
Lineage: Eukaryota; Metazoa; Chordata; Actinopteri; Perciformes; Serranidae
Product: thrombospondin type-1 domain-containing protein 4-like
Exons: 18
Coding region: 351-3275 (974 amino acids)
Biological process (GO): extracellular matrix organization
Cellular component (GO): extracellular matrix
Molecular function (GO): metalloendopeptidase activity
Source: RefSeq, a predicted model, not a curated record